GCUUGAGUGUCUUGAGAAAAGAAAUCAUUCAGUGAAGGUACUUAGACAAAAUUAAAAUUAAGUAAUGAAAAAACUUAUAACAAUUUACAGAUUAUCAACUCGUCAUGUACGGCCACUCUAUAGGAUCAUACAUCCAUCUUGGUGACAUACCAAGUCUGGAUUGUACAUUUCGCAAUUUGUACCUACAGACUACAGUGAUUUUUGUACAUAUUUCGAAUAAUUGUACAAUAUUGCUGUCUGUACAUGACUGCUAAGGAAUACGGAUAAUUGAUAUAAUCAUAUUAUUAAAAAAAAAUCGACGAACCGGCCGGUUUAUUAAAACAUUGAAAAUCAGUCGGAUUGCUGAAAAACACAUCAGUUAUUUAAAACAAAUAUCUAACAGUUACAGCCAAGGUAACUAACUACUAGAUACUACUACGGAGCGAUGUUAAUGGCCUUGUAUUUAAACGACUUGACUAAUGAUGAAAUCUCUAAUAUGACCACGGCCAUGGCGAAUUCGGGCACAACACUCAAGUUUAGAUCGUCCGCAAUCAUCGUGGACAAACACAGCACUGGAGGCGUUGGCGAUAAAGUCUCGAUACCGCUCGUACCUGCACUGAGCGCCGUGCAAGAAGACUUCAUCAUACCUAUGGUGUCGGGCAGGGGACUCGAAUUUACCGGUGGCACGUUAGACAAGCUCGAGAGUAUUCCUGGAUAUUCAGCGUUUAGUUUCGACGACCAACAACUGUUGGCCAUUGGUAAUAAUUUCGGAUGUUUUAUCGUUGGCUCAGAUGAUUUAUCGCCGGCUGAUUCUAUUCUUUACAAAGCUCGAGAUGUCACUGCUACGGUCGACAAUUCUGGAUUAAUUAUAGCAUCUAUAAUAUCUAAAAAAGCAGCUGCUGGUAUUAAAUAUUUAAUACUUGAUUUAAAAGUCGGAACCGCAAGUUUUUUCCAGUCAAUCGACGAAGCUAAAACUUUUGGAAAGCAAUUUGUUAUAGUGGCUAAAUUGAUGGGUAUUGAGUGCCGAGUGUUGAUGACUAGAAUGUCAGCUCCAAUUGGUAAUUAUAUUGGCAAUUCUUUGGAAAUAUUAGAAUCCAUAAAUUGUUUAAAAGGAAAAGGGCCAAGUGAUUUACAAACUCUUCUCGAACUAAUUGGUGGAAAUCUAUUAGAAAUGACUCAUAAAGUAAGUUCGGUUAAUGAAGGUCGUAAGCGGAUGGCCGAGUCGUUAACUAACGGAACAGCUUUAGAAAAGUUUAAACAAAUGUUAAUAGAAUUGAAAGUCAACGAGUGGAUAGCAGAUGAAUUAUGUUAUGGUAAUACAACUGCCAUUUUACCAAUGGCCAAAUAUGAAAUCGAAAUAAAACCUCUAACUUCAGGUUACGUGAAUGAUAUAGAUGGUAUGACUAUUGCUAAAGUUUGUAACAAAUUGGGUGCUGGAAGACAAUUUUCUAAUCAAGAAAUCGAUCCAGCGGUCGGUAUUCGUUUACUUGUAAAAAAAGGCGAUCACGUGGAAAUUGAUACUGUUUGUAUGAUUUUGUAUCACAAUGAGAUUGAUUUAAAUGAAUCACAUUUGAUUUCAUUACAAAAAUCGAUUGAAAUAGUAAAUGAAAUUGUAGAACCGGAAGAUAUUUUGCUAGGAGUAAUUGAUUGUAAUCAAUAGUUGUCAUAAUAAUUUUUAAUUCCAAAUUUUGUUUAGGGUUUAAUUAUAAUAUCAAUAUCUAUUUUUAUAUUUGAUUGAAAAAUAUGAAUUAUUAUUAUAAAUUUUGUUAAUGCUUUUUUAAUAAUUAUCAAUAUUUAAUCAAUAAAAUUACUGAAACAUUGAACUAUUAAAACUUAUAAAAAUUAAAUUUAUUAAAUUACUUAAGACAUUAGGAUCGGUUUAUAACACCAGCAUAGUAUAAUGAAUAUUUUAUACUGGAAAAACGCGUACAAUUAUUAUGUAUUUAUGAUUAAAAUAAAAGCAAUAAUAUUUUGUCUAAGCAUCAACAAUUAAUAAAUUACAAACGCUAGUAAAAUUAUUAAAAAAUAGAUCACAAUUAUUGUAUCAUAUCAUGCAAUGUUUACCAUGAACAUUAUUAAUCUUAAUUUUGUAUAAACGUGAGUUCACCACAGAAUAAUAAAACAAAAUUACUAUCGUAGUUCUUUUUUCAGUUUAUCUAUAACUCGUAUAUUUUUAAUUAAAUUAAACGGGGGAAAACAUAGAAGUAUAUUAAAGAGAAUAAAAAUAUUUUAUUUUCGGGUUAAAAUAAUGUUAUGUUUUAUGGCAAUUUUUUUUUUUUUUAAGAAGAAAAUAUUUCCUAUAUGUAUUAUACACAAAUAAUGAACAACUUUGUUGUCAAAAGAAAUAUAAUACUCGAACGAUUGAAUUAAGGGAACUUACAGUGACACUAUUUCAGAAGUUAGUCAUUUAAAAUUCAAAAAUACUUGAUUACGUACUCUAUCCAGUGAGAAAACGUUUCACAUGCCGAUAAAAAUCGGUUCUUUGCAUAUCGGCAAUAUAACUGAGGGUAAGCGCAGAAUUGGCACAUUCUCAGGUUGAGCUGCAGAGUAGGUAACUACUACUUAGACUGUCUACACUACCCAAGUCAUCCAACGUUUUUUUUUCAUGUUGUUUUAUUUAAGUAUAUAAAAUAGUUUUUUAAUUAACUUUAAAUGCUUUUAACAUAUAUUGUAUACCUAUCUUUAUAUUUUUUAUAUUUUUAAGUAACUAUUAUACAAUAACAACUUAUGCAAAACUUGCAAGUUGUAUAGGUAUUACUUUUAAGCUAUUUGAUCCAUCGAAAAUUGUUAUCAAUGUUGAUUGAAAUAAAACUGUAUAAAAUCAUUA
This is a messenger RNA of Aphis gossypii (cotton aphid), 2806 nucleotides long. RefSeq names its product pyrimidine-nucleoside phosphorylase-like. The transcript has 9 exons. Gene Ontology annotation, molecular function: 1,4-alpha-oligoglucan phosphorylase activity; pentosyltransferase activity. The record is from RefSeq and is a predicted model, not a curated record. Bases 425 to 1639 code for a protein of 404 amino acids. Gene Ontology annotation, biological process: pyrimidine nucleobase metabolic process; pyrimidine nucleoside metabolic process. Gene Ontology annotation, cellular component: cytosol. Lineage: Eukaryota; Metazoa; Arthropoda; Insecta; Hemiptera; Aphididae.